UUCAAACAGCAGCGAUAACUUAUUGACUAUGGCGUGCAGGGAUCCUGUACCGCGGUUUAACAUCUAAUCAGAUGAUAAAAGAGGAGGUGGAGAGCAGCCCUGAACCUGAAGAUGAGGCGCCUUUCAAGAAGAAAAGCCCUGAGCUUGGUGAGGGAGCUGGACGCCUUCCCCAAAGUGUCGGAGAGCUACGUGGAGACCUCGGCCUCAGGAGGAACAGUGUCGCUGAUUGCUUUCGGUGCCAUGGCACUGCUGGCUAUCUUAGAGUUCUUUGUUUAUAGAGACACCUGGAUGAAGUAUGAAUAUGAAGUUGACAAGGAUUUUUCCAGUAAAUUGAGGAUAAACAUUGACAUUACAGUUGCCAUGAAAUGCCAGCACGUUGGAGCAGAUAUUCUGGACUUGGCUGAGACCAUGAUCACAUCCAGCGGCCUCCAGUACGAACCUGUUAUUUUUGAACUUACUCCACAACAGAGACUGUGGCAAAGGACGUUGCUGCUCAUACAGAACAGGCUGAGAGAAGAACAUGCUCUUCAGGAAGUCCUUUACAAAACUCUUCUCAAAGGAGGUCCGACUGCUCUGCCCCCACGGUCAGUCGCCUCUAUAGAGCCGCUCAAUGCUUGCAGGAUACACGGACACGUCUACGUCAACAAGGUGGCAGGAAACCUACACAUCACUGUGGGAAAACCCAUUCACCAUCCUCAGGGUCAUGCCCACAUUGCAGCUUUUGUGAGCCACGAGACGUACAACUUCUCCCAUCGAAUAGACCAUUUAUCUUUUGGGGAGGAGGUGCUGGGCAUCAUCAAUCCUCUGGACGGCACAGAGAAAAUCACCUUUAACAAUAACCAGAUGUUCCAGUACUUCAUCACAGUGGUUCCAACCAGACUGAACACAUACAAAAUAUCUGCAGACACACACCAGUUUUCUGUGACUGAGCGGGAGCGGACGAUAAACCAUGCAGCCGGCAGUCACGGCGUUUCAGGCAUCUUUGUCAAGUACGACACCAGCUCUCUGAUGGUGACGGUCAGCGAGCAGCAUAUGCCGCUGUGGCAGUUCCUGGUGCGUCUGUGCGGCAUUAUCGGCGGUAUAUUCUCCACGACAGGCAUGCUCCAUGGGCUUGUUGGCUUCUGUUUUGAUGUUAUCUGCUGUCGCCUGAAACUUGGAGUCUACAGGCCCAGAGAAGAUGUGCAGCUACACAACCAGAUGAACAAUCUGAACAAUCACCAGACUCCUUUGUUGGCUGACGACGUCCCUCAGGAGUAGCUGUUUUUCGGUGACCAGGCUUUUGGCCAUCGUCAAACGUCGUCAGUGUGUCAUGAAAAUGUGUUUUUCUACUGAAAAAAGGUAAAGCUGCCUGUUAAACACUGUGGUGUCUACUUGAAAAAUAGUAAAGUUCACAUCAGUUAGAUGUGCUUAUACUACAUUGUACUACUACAAAAGCAGCAUACUUGUGUUUUUAAACAUUAUUUCCUUUCUGUGAUGGGGUUUGUUUCUUUAGAAAUGUUGUGGGCUUUAUGUUACAUUUGCCGUAAUAGCACAUUAUACGGAUUUGUUGUCAUUUCGACUGCAAUAAAAUG
Anoplopoma fimbria (sablefish) is the source of this 1571-nucleotide messenger RNA. RefSeq names its product endoplasmic reticulum-Golgi intermediate compartment protein 2-like. Gene Ontology annotation, cellular component: endoplasmic reticulum; membrane; COPII-coated ER to Golgi transport vesicle. The record is from RefSeq and is a predicted model, not a curated record. NCBI's taxonomy places the organism in Eukaryota, Metazoa, Chordata, Actinopteri, Perciformes, Anoplopomatidae. The transcript is spliced from 14 exons. Gene Ontology annotation, biological process: retrograde vesicle-mediated transport, Golgi to endoplasmic reticulum; endoplasmic reticulum to Golgi vesicle-mediated transport. The coding region runs from base 112 to 1257 and encodes 381 amino acids.